Messenger RNA from Mucor velutinosus, 1626 nucleotides. RefSeq lists its product as uncharacterized. The transcript has 4 exons. The record is from RefSeq and is a predicted model, not a curated record. Lineage: Eukaryota; Fungi; Mucoromycota; Mucoromycetes; Mucorales; Mucoraceae. Bases 1 to 1626 code for a protein of 541 amino acids.
AUGGAUAAAAGUGAUUUUCCCAAACUCGACGAGUCAGUGGCUACUCCCAGUGUCGAGAAAUCGGCAUUAGGCUCAUCCUGGGCUGAGGUAGCUCAACCCCACAACGACAUCAAUACAACCAACGCGUCUACCGCUGCUUCUGAGGAGGACACAUCUCUUGAACCAAAGCAAAAGGCUACUUCUGAGGUAGAUCACAGACCCAAUGCGUGGGAAGCUACAAAGGAUAAGGCGACAUUUGCUGAAAUCGCGGGUCAUGAAAAGAAGCAAGAAGAGGAAUUCCCUACCCCACAAGAGGCUCUCAAGACGGUGGACACUGAAUCGCUGCCUGCAUCUGGAGGCGUAGGCGACUUGUUGAACAGCAACUCAACCGAAACACACGUAGAAGACACCACACAACCACCUGAUCCAGAUAGAUCCUUUGCUGCUGUCACCUCUAACAAGGACUUCCCUACUCCUGAGCACGAUAACUCUGUUCCUCAAGAUGAAGAACAGCCUCCUUUAUCUGAUUUACCUGAUGUUAAGGACAUGUUGAAACAACCUUCCGUUCAUGUUCCUCCAGUUCCUCCUGCUCAAAGUUUUGCCAAGAUAGCCGCAAAGCCAAUUCCUCCCGAGGAUAGACCUUUAAGCGAGCGCGCACAACACAUCAUCAAUAACCAACCCAAGGAAGAGCCUUUGGCCAUGACUGAAGAAAACUUCCCUACUUUGGAGCAAUCCAACCUGAUGUCUGAGGAAAAUGCUCCUGUAGAAGACAAGGCUGUAUACUCUGAAAUCUCAAGAUUCCAUCAACUCCAUGAGGAAGAAGCCAAGGAAAACAAAGAUCCCAACUUGAAAAAGUCUUUUGCCGACAUCACCAGCUCCAAUUUGGACGAAGUUCCUCCUUCUGCUGUUCCUCACGUCGAUCAGCAUCCCGUCUAUGAUGAAGAAACCCUCUACCUGGAAACUGCCAAGAGAGAAGAAAGAAAGAAUCUUCAAGCUGAACAUGGCAACAAUGAGCAAUUGAUCAAGGAAGAAGAAUUGAAAGAGGUUGAACCCACCAAAGAACAAAAGGAGCAAGAAGAGAAAGACAAGCAAACCUACGAAAAGAGUAGAGAAAUUGUCACUGGAGAGCAUGGCCAAGAUGAAGACGCACUGGCUGCCCGUCUUGGUACAUUCGAUAGUAGUCAAACUGGUAGAAUCACCAUCUUCCAUACCAUGUUUGCUCUUUAUAGACUCGGCUAUUCAUGGCUCUCUAUCAUUCCUGGCGCUUUGUUGAUGCACAUUCGUCUCUCGCCACUAACGUCUCCUUGGGGAUUCCCGUUCAUCUACAGGUCACCUUUUGAUCUCAUUUUACUACCAAUUUAUACAGACAACUUGACCUAUGCUCUCAGCUACAAGACGCCCAUGCUGCAUCAACCCAAGGAAGAGGUGACGAAGAUGGUCAAGACCUACGGACACAAAGACGGUCUUGGCUAUUGGGACGGCAUCAGAGCGCUGCGUAGCUUAGAAAAAGAUAGUUUAAGGUGGUGGCAGUUGGGUUUGUGGGCUGUACACAGAAUUCAAUGGACUUUGGCCUACACCAUGCUACAUGAACCUCAAACCAAGGUUGUCACUGCGCCCACACUUGUCUCUCUCGCAUCUCAAGAUUAA